CUUCACGUAAUCUGCACUGGAGAAAACACUCGACACUGAGAAGCUGCAGCCUGGGCUUGUACACUACCCCGACCUACCUACCUAGGUAGGUAAUUGCCUUAUCCACCACCCCUGCAGAGCUUUUUGUAAAAGGAAAAAAAAAAAAAGGGAUCGAGUCUCAUUGCAACUGCAAUACGGGCUGGAUUCAAUGCCUCUCGGUCGAUGAAACGUUUGACAAACCACAGGGAGGUCGAAAAUGGCAAAGCCUAAAAGUGAGAGUCUGCCAAACCGGCACGCGUACACUCGCGUCUCCUACCUGCACCAGGCCGCCUCGUACCUGGCGACUGUGCAGCCGCGGCCUGGCACUGACUCAACCUCCAACUCAUCGCAGCCUCACGAUGCUCCUCGUGUCACCAGUCUCAGGAAGCACUCGACGAUGAGAACAACCGAGACAGUUGCCCGGCGUUUCGUUUCCGACAUCCGGGCCGUCUCCCUCAAGGCCCAGAUCCGCCCGAGCCCGUUGCUCAAGCAGAUGAUGUGCAAAUACUGUGACUCUCUGCUCGUGGAGGGGAAGACGUGCUCCACGAGGGUUGAGAACAUGAGCAAGGGCGGCAAGAAGCCCUGGGCCGAUGUCAUGGUCACCAAGUGCCAGACUUGCGGCAAUGUCAAGCGGUUUCCGGUCAGCGCGCCCAGGCAAAAGCGGCGGCCGUUUCGAGAGCCAAAGGUCGUAGGAGAGCAAGAAGCGACGCCUGCAGUUUCUGACAUGUCGACUGGGAAUGAUUGAGGCAGUCGCAUCGUGGUCUUUCACAACUACUGCUACCAUUCGGAACACUUGACCGCCACCCGCCGGAGCGUGUUGCCAUGGGACGCAGAGCCAAACCUACCCAACAUACUCAGAUCAGA
Molecule: messenger RNA, 882 nt
Organism: Colletotrichum destructivum
Lineage: Eukaryota; Fungi; Ascomycota; Sordariomycetes; Glomerellales; Glomerellaceae
Product: Putative ribonuclease P subunit, Rpr2/Snm1/Rpp21
Exons: 2
Coding region: 236-763 (175 amino acids)
Biological process (GO): tRNA processing
Cellular component (GO): nucleolar ribonuclease P complex
Source: RefSeq, a predicted model, not a curated record